CUGAGGGGGGAUGCUUCCAUCAUGGCGUCAAUGCAGAAACGACUGCAAAAAGAACUGUUGGCUUUGCAAAAUGACCCACCUCCUGGGAUGACUUUAAAUGAAAAGAGUGUUCAAAAUUCAAUCACACAGUGGAUUGUAGACAUGGAAGGUGCACCAGGUACCUUAUAUGAAGGGGAAAAAUUUCAACUUCUGUUUAAGUUUAGUAGUAGAUAUCCUUUUGACUCUCCUCAGGUCAUGUUUACUGGUGAAAAUAUUCCCGUUCAUCCUCAUGUUUAUAGCAAUGGUCAUAUCUGUUUAUCCAUUCUAACAGAAGAUUGGUCCCCAGCGCUCUCAGUUCAAUCAGUUUGUCUUAGCAUUAUUAGCAUGCUUUCCAGCUGCAAAGAAAAGAGACGACCACCAGAUAAUUCUUUUUAUGUUCGAACAUGUAACAAAAAUCCAAAGAAAACAAAAUGGUGGUAUCAUGAUGAUACUUGUUGAUGCCACUGUUAACAUCCUCCUAGCCGAAGAUAGUCCUACUGAGAAAAUGAGCACUUUGAUCAUUCAGUCUUUGAACUUUAACCUUUGACUGGAAGUGACCUAUAGGCAAUGAAGACUACUUCCUUUUACUGCAUUUUUUACUCGUGUGCAUUCUGGGCACAUGUUGAUCGCUUGUUCAGUCCAGGCAACUGACAUGCUUUAUUAGUCAUACAGUAUUAAUGCAGGUGUCAGGAAAUGUCAAAUAUAAUUCCAUUUUUAAUUUUUAUUUUUGUAAGCUUUUGGAAAAGUUCCAGGUCCUCAUGUAUUGUGCAAUAAUAACAAUGACUUCCUUGGUGGUUUUGGGAUGUUCAUUGCCGGCAAUGGACGUUAUAACAGGAAAAAUUUUCAUUAACUCCUGCCACCCAAUGAUGAGUGCAUAAUAGGGCCUAUGAAACGAACUUAUCGGUUAUAAUGGGAUUAUAAAUAAAGUGUGGGAUCCAACAUUUCUCUGGAAAGUUACCCCAACUCUUUGUAUUUGGAUUCUAUGCACUGUGAUCCUAAGGUUAACAGCAUGAAUUAACAUGCAUCUUUAAAGGACUGUAAUGAAAGAUCAUUGCAUAUUUAUUGAAUUGUUUAUAUCUGCUGUCAAAUUGUUUUGACAUUGAAAGUUUCAGAUGACAUUAGCAGAGAGGUACAAUAUGUUAUCCCUAUGGUGAAAAUAAAUUCAUUUGUUGUAUAUAAUUAAAUCCUCAAUCUCUGAAGCAAA
Molecule: messenger RNA, 1222 nt
Organism: Suncus etruscus (white-toothed pygmy shrew)
Lineage: Eukaryota; Metazoa; Chordata; Mammalia; Eulipotyphla; Soricidae
Gene: UBE2W
Product: ubiquitin conjugating enzyme E2 W
Exons: 6
Coding region: 22-477 (151 amino acids)
Source: RefSeq, a predicted model, not a curated record